Molecule: messenger RNA, 861 nt
Organism: Selaginella moellendorffii
Lineage: Eukaryota; Viridiplantae; Streptophyta; Lycopodiopsida; Selaginellales; Selaginellaceae
Exons: 2
Coding region: 67-750 (227 amino acids)
Source: RefSeq, a predicted model, not a curated record
UUCCAUUUCGUUAUUGUAGGUUUAGAAGAACACUCAUUUCUAUCUUGCGCUCGGGAUAUUUAUCGAAUGGCGGCGGCGUGGAAGCAGUUAUAUUUUGAUGUGCUGCUGGUUCCUGCGGGAUUGCUUCUGUUGUUGGCUUACCAUGUCUUUUAUUUCUACAAGGUGAGGAGGCAUCCACUCAAAACGGUGGUGGGGGUCAAUCACUUGGGAAGAACGGCCUGGGUUCACAGCAUCAUGAAGGACAAUGACAAGAAGAACAUCCUGGCUGUCCAAACUCUCCGGAACUCCAUCAUGGCCUCGACCCUCAUGGCCUCCACCGCCAUCCUCCUCAGCUCCGGCCUCGCCGCAUUCCUCAGCAGCAGCUACAGCGUCAAGCGGCCACUCCAUGGAUUCUCAAGCACCGUCACCGUCCUGGGAGCUCACGACGACAUCACCAUCGCCACCAAGUUCGUCGCGCUGCUUGCGUGCUUCCUCUUCUCCUUCAUUUGCUACAUGCAGUCCGUCCGCUUCACGAAUCAUGUCGGUUUCCUCAUCAACACUCCUGUGACAGGCGACUCCAAGAUCACUCCUGACUACGUUGCCGCAGUGCUUGCGCGGGGAUCAAACUUUUACACGGUCGGGACCAGGGGGUACUACUUUGCGUUCCCGCUGCUGCUGUGGCUGUUUGGUCCCAUCCCUGUUGUGGUGGCCUGUCUCGUGCUUGUCCCGUUUCUCUACCGACUUGACUUGGUGAGAGAUGAUCAGUGCUAACUUGAAACUCAACUGGUAAACCCCUCGUUUACCAAUAUUUUAUUAAAAGGAUCAGCUUUACUUGUAAGAAAAAAUAAAAUGAUUGAAUUUAAUGCAACCAUAAAUUUACCA